This is a messenger RNA of Dichomitus squalens LYAD-421 SS1, 1520 nucleotides long. RefSeq names its product MFS polyamine transporter. The coding region runs from base 133 to 1431 and encodes 432 amino acids. NCBI's taxonomy places the organism in Eukaryota, Fungi, Basidiomycota, Agaricomycetes, Polyporales, Polyporaceae. The record is from RefSeq and is a predicted model, not a curated record. Gene Ontology annotation, molecular function: transmembrane transporter activity. The transcript has 13 exons. Gene Ontology annotation, biological process: transmembrane transport.
GAGAACGUGAUAGUGGUGGGCUGGGAUAGGCCGGACGAUCUUGCAAACCCCAGAAAUUGGCCGAAGAAGCAGAAAUGGGCUGCGGCAUUGACCGUAUCGGCAUUCACAUUUAUCUCGCCCGUGUCGUCUUCUAUGGUAGCUCCUGCCGCGCAGCAGAUCGCAUCCGGCUUCCACAUCACCGACCAAUUCCAGGUUAACCUGACUAUAUCCAUAUUUGUUCUUGCAUAUGCUUUUGGCCCUUUGUUCCUUGGGCCACUAUGCGAGAUCUUUGGUCGCACAAGAGUACUUCGAGCGUGCAACCUGUUUUUCUUUGCUUGGAACCUAGCGUGUGGGUUCGCCCAGUCCGAGGGGCAAUUGAUUGCCUUCCGUUUCCUCGCAGGCAUCGGAGGCAGCUCUCCGUUGGCCGUUGGAGGUGCGGUUCUCGGAGACAUGUGGACUCCGGAAGAGCGCGGCCAGUCAAUCGCGAUCUACUCCCUCGCACCUCUCCUUGGCCCCGUCGUUGGCCCUAUAGCUGGUGGGUGGAUUGCGGAGAGGUCCACUUGGCGAUGGGUCUUCUGGUCCACAUCCAUUGCUGCGUUCGUCAUCCAGAUAGUUGGACUGUGGACGUUGCAAGAGACGUACGCCCCCAUUUUGCUCGCCCGCAAGGCGAAGAAGAUCCGCGCGAAGCUUGACGCCGAGGGCGGAAGUGCGGGCAAGGAAGUGCGAACCAUCUUCCAAAAGACGGCCAAACGAGACUACAAGCAGUUCAUGUUUGUCUCACUGUGCAGGCCGUUUAUCAUGACGGCACAGGAGCCUAUCAUCAUCCUCCUCGGCGCAUACCUGGCGUUCGUGUACGGCGUUAUCUACCUGGUACUUACCACUAUCCCAUUGAUAUACACGGACAUCUAUCACGAAAACUCGGGGAUCGUUGGCUUACAGUACAUUUCGCUCGGCGUUGGGCUUACCAUCGCAUCGCAAUUCAAUGCCCGACUGCUAGACGUCGUCUACAUGCGGCUCAAGACGAAGAAUGGCGGUGUAGGAGAGCCCGAGUUCCGCUUGCCGUGUGUCUUCCCCGGAAUGCUCCUCUUACCCAUCGGUCUUCUGAUCGCAGGCUGGGGAGCACAAGAGCGCACGCACUGGAUCGUGCCUGACAUCGGCUUUGCCCUCGUAGGCGCAGGCAUCAUACUCACGUUUCAAGGGAUGCAGAUGUACAUCAUCGACGCGUUCGCACAGUACGCCGCUUCAGCGCUCGCCGCGACGUCCUUCCUCCGGUCCGUCGCCGGCUUCGGGUUCCCCCUCUUCGCCCCCGCGAUGUUCAAGGCCCUGGGCUAUGGCGUAGGGAACACGGUCCUCGCCGCGAUCGCGUUUGCCAUCGGCUGCCCCGCGAUCUGGCUGUUCUGGGUGUACGGGAAGACGAUCCGCGAGAUGAGCAAACACGCGCAGUCGAAAUAGAGGAGACACACGUACGUUAAGCUCCUUGGCCGCUGAUGUGGACGCUCGCACAGACGAUCAUAGCAUACCCGGCUCAUAAUGCAUCUACC